Messenger RNA from Acaulospora colombiana, 673 nucleotides. The record is from the annotation of a GenBank genome assembly. Lineage: Eukaryota; Fungi; Glomeromycota; Glomeromycetes; Diversisporales; Acaulosporaceae.
UGGGACAGCACAGGAUUUAACGACACCAGCCGUUUCUUCUAUUUCCUCUACUUCUUCUGUCUCUAUUGUUUCUUCAGCGUCUCCAUCUGUUGAGAUAACGAGCUCUUCAAUACCUUCUGUGUCAUCUACCAACGCUUCAGAUCUAUCUACCCCGACAAAAUCAUUUAUUCAUUCCAUUUCUUCACUGACUUCUGCAGAUCCCUCAACAGUCACUUCAUCUCCCACCGACACAGAAACGUCAACACCCACUUCUAGCACUUCCGAUUCUAAAAUAGCAUCAACAAAAAAUAUAAGUCCGAACACAAACACAGGGAUUAGCUCCAGCACCAACACCUUUUCAACUCUCACCCAAGUAGUAACCAUAGAACCUUCAAAUAUAGGCACUGUUUCGGGUAAAACUUCCUCAUUCACCACAGUUCUUUCAACCGAAACUCACGUUGCGUCAGGGUUUACCACACAAUUGACGACCACGGAUGCUCAUGGCGACGAAACUAUAUUUUCUACUGUAGUACCACCUUCAACCGUUGUAGUAGUAGAUGCUGUUGUUUCUUCUUUACCAGAAGAUAGCGUCGGAAGUUCAUCUACGAAUUCUGGUAUUUCCUUAAGGGGAAAUCAAGGGAUUAUGGGUAUUGGAUUGAGUCUCGUUAUAGGAUUCAUUCAUAUAGUAACAUAG